AUGCAUCUAAUACUAAUAAUUUUUCUUAUUCAGGAGGCGAAUGGUGAGUUGUUAUCAAACAACCCAUCAGCUAAAGGUCCCAAACUCUUGAACCCUACAUCCACCUUCAACAGACAGUGGUCUCUCAAUCAGAUGAUAUCGGAGUUUACCGAGCUAUGCCAGUGGCUCACACAUGUACAAGAGGAGAUAUACUCUAGUCCGGAGAAUUUAUCUAGCAGGAAGUUGAGAAUGAACCGCAUGUGUGAGUUGGUGUCCGUAGAGCCUCGUCGCGCCAAGUUCAUCGAGCAGGCAUCAGCGAUCCUCGAGCGUAUACCUCAAGAAGCGGCGGAGGUGACCUGGCGAGUUGAACAUUUGAAUGUCAAAUGGGAGAGCUUAAGGUUGCUACUGAAUCCAGAACAACAGAAUACGAGCGGCGAUGGAUCUGACACUGUUGACACAUCACAUGAGUUGCGUUGUCUUCGUCGCUGGCUGCACUGUAUGGAGGGUCGCCUGCCACCGCCUUCCAUAGCGACAAGGGCCGCGCCUUACCACGAGCUGAAACGGAAACUUCUAGAACAUCAGGUGAGUGAAAACUAUGCUUAUAUGAUACAAGAAUGA
Messenger RNA from Danaus chrysippus (African queen), 597 nucleotides. Lineage: Eukaryota; Metazoa; Arthropoda; Insecta; Lepidoptera; Nymphalidae. The record is from the annotation of a GenBank genome assembly.